AUGACAAUUCUGCCUUUUCCACUAUGGUGCAUUCUCCUCUUAUCAGGCUGCAUCGUGUUUUACCGACUAGGCCGACGACAGUUGAAUUCGAGGAACGCCCUUAAAUUGCCCCCGGGCCCCAAACCACUUCCCCUCUUUGGAAACAUUCGAGACUUUCCACCAGAUGGCACGGUGGAAUACCAGCAUUGGUUGACGCACAAAGACCAGUAUGGCGACAUCUCAUCCGUAACGGUCAUAGGCACGACGCUCGUGUUGAUUCAUAACAAGAAGAUGGCGCAUGAAUUGCUGGAGACAAUGGCGAGCAAGACCUCGGGUCGGCCAACCAUGGUUAUGGCCAACAAACUCUGUGGUUACGAAUCUAUUGUCGUCUGUCAGGGUUACACCCCCAAGUUUCGCCGCUAUCGCAAAUACUUGCAUCAGGAGCUUGGUACAGCCGUGUCUGCGGCCCGGUUCCGCGACGCGCAGGAGAUUGAAGUAGGGCGUCAGCUCGUGCGGACGCUGAACGAGCCUGCAAGAUGGCUGGGCCAUUGUAAAACUGCCGCCGCAGCAACCGUCUUAAAGAUGGCCUAUGGAUACACAAUCGAGCCGCACCAACCCGACAAGUUGGUCAACUCGAUCGAGAAGAUGAUGACAGAGUUCUCCCGAGCCGCCAUCCCCAUGGGAUGGGCCGUCGACAUCAUUCCGGCACUCCAGUAUCUCCCCGAAAGCUUUCCUGGAGCGGGAUUCAAGAAGACAGCUUCGGAAUGGCGCAAGUCCAUCAUGGCAUCGGCAUACACGCCCUACCGCUUUGUUCAACGCCAAAUGGCCGCCUUAACACACCAACCUUCGUACGUGUCCAAGCUAAUCGAACAGCUCAAGGAAGAAGGCAACGGCAACAAACCCCGCACCGAGGAUGAAGAAGCUAUAAUCUGGACCGCGGCGACUCUCUACGGCGCUGCGGCGGAUACCACGACCAUUUCUCUGACCGCCUUCACCCUGGCCAUGAUCAAAUUCGACCAUGUCCAGCGUAAAGCUCAAGAGGAACUCGACCGUGUCGUGGGGACCGAUCGUCUGCCCACUUUUGAGGACCGUCCAAACCUGCCCUACAUCAACGCCUUGGUGAAAGAAGUCACCAGAUGGUGGCCAAUUACCCCCAUGGGCUUCUCCCACACGGCAACGGAGGACAUUCAAUUCGCCGGGUUCCACAUCCCCAAGGGCGCCUACCUACUACCGGCGGUCUGGUGGUUCUUGAACGACCCAGAGGUAUACCCCAAUCCGGAAUGUUUUGACCCUGAUCGUUUCCUCCCGCCUCGCAGCGAGCUCGAUCCGGAGAGUGAUGUCUUUGGUUACGGUCGUAGGCGAUGCCCUGGCCGUUUCUUUGCGGAUUCGGGGCUGUACAUCAACAUCGCUCAGUCGCUGGCUGUGUUUAAGUUCAUGAAGGCGGUCGGAAGGGAUGGGAGGGAAAUUGACGUGGAUGUGAAGCCGAAACCGGGCAUCUUGGCAUAUUUAGGGGAGUUCGGAUUUCGGAUCGAGCCGCGAUCCGAGGAGCAUACGGAGUUGAUUAAGCAGUUUCAGCAGCGCCAUCCGUUUGAGGAGGGCGAUGCUGAGCUUCUUGAGGGUAUGGAAGCGGUGAAGGUGUAA
Dichotomopilus funicola is the source of this 1620-nucleotide messenger RNA. RefSeq names its product cytochrome P450. The record is from RefSeq and is a predicted model, not a curated record. Bases 1 to 1620 code for a protein of 539 amino acids. Lineage: Eukaryota; Fungi; Ascomycota; Sordariomycetes; Sordariales; Chaetomiaceae. The transcript has 2 exons. Gene Ontology annotation, molecular function: heme binding; monooxygenase activity; oxidoreductase activity, acting on paired donors, with incorporation or reduction of molecular oxygen.